CGCGACUUCAGUGUUCAUAAAAUUUCUAUAUCAUUAGUUAUUGAUAACAAAAUGUUUUGUGGUGUUUGUCUUACGUACUUUACCGAUCAAUGAAUUUUAAAUAUCCGGUAUAAUGGCUAUAUUCGAAAAAACCUCGCAUACCAAAGCCCUAAUAGAUGACACAGAAAAACUUAGCUGCACAGUAGAAAAUGCACAAAACAUUAACAAACACACAGAAUAUGUGUUGCGUGUGCAGCGAGGGCCUGCCAAAGAUGUCAAGUGGAAUGUGUCUCGCAGAUACCGCGACUUCGCGGCCCUGCAUGCAGGGCUACUGCAGGCCAACAUCGACCUGCCUCUACCGCCAAAGAAACUUAUUGGAAACAUGCAGCCAGCAUUUAUUGCUGAAAGACAAAUAGCUUUACAGAAUUAUAUCAAUGAAGUAUUGAAACAUGAGGUGUUAGCUUUAUCUUUACAAGUGAGAAGUUUUCUCGACCCCGCCAACUACUCUUUGGAUAUAGCUGAACAAGCUCUGCAAACAGUGUCGAUUGCGCUGCGAGGUGACGGUCGAUAUGAACUGAAAGGCCCGCUGUCGGAUAUCGGCUGGCGGAUACGGAAACAUUAUUUUUUAGUGACGGAUACGGAGAGUCGAACAAAUUGCCUGCUGUCAUGGCAGAGCUAUGGUGCUGACAGGUAUCUCAGUGAUAAGGACUUGCAAACCGCCUUCAAGAGCUUGCAAAGUCUUUCUCACCCCUACAUAGACCAAGUAUUAGCUAUACAUAAUUUAGAAACGGGAGCGUUCGUAGUAAGGAGGAUACAUGAGACGGGCAGCUUGAGAGACAUUCUCUAUGGCACGGAGUAUAACAAGAAUCAUUUAGCGAAGUAUGGCAACCCUAGGAUAAGGAAACCCUUCACGAUAGGACAGAUCUCGCAUUAUGGAUAUCAGAUAUUGCAGGCGUUGAAGUUUUUACAUGAGAAAGGCAUACCUCAUGGCCACAUCCACCCCGGCAACAUAGCCAUAGACAACCAGCGGGCUCUCCUCAUGGACAUAGAGAACAUACUAGUGGGCGUGCCCUCCCUGCACAGGCCGCACCUCUUACAGUUGCGUCGCACGGCGUCGGCCGAGGCAGUCGAUGUCUAUUGCUUUGGUAGAACACUGUAUGAAAUGGCCUUCGGAUGCCCAAUGACGGAGUAUUACUGUGAUUAUUAUUAUCAAGAAGGGCUGAACUCUUUGAAUGAGGAUUUGGAAUCAGUGCUCCGGCUAUGCCUAUCAAGUUCAUCAUGUAAGCACGGCGGUCCGUCACUCGAGCAGCUACUGUCACACCCGCUGUUUGCGCGGGCGCCGCUCAACGGCCUGACGUUAGGUGCACAGAACGACGCACGAGUGCAUCUGAAGUUCCCGCUCACGCUGAAGGAUGAAUUGAAAGCUGCCGUCGCUAGUACAGAGGCUAGGUUGAAGACUGAACAGAAAUUGAUGAGAAGCGCGAAAAGGGAGGUACGGAUCCAAGAGAUAUUGGGUUCCGAAGAGGAAAUAAAGAAACAAAAGCGAAGAGCGAAAAAGCGCGAGAGUCUAUGGAAGUCGACGUCGUCUCUGGCGGAGACGGUGCGGUCGCAGAGUGCCAGCACUGCCUCAUCGCCCACUCCACCUGCUCUAAGUCACGACCCCCCCGGCACGAGCCCGAGUUCCUCCGGCGCGUCACCAUGCGACGCUCGCUCGUCACUGCUGGCAGCCAUCUGCGCCUUCGACAAGACGCGCCUCGUCAGCGUCGACGCCGACCGGUGAGCGGCCCGCUAUGUAGCUGUGGCAUAUGCGACCUAACUUGUGUAUGGGCCUGUCAAGUGUGUGGGGAACCGGUAGUAAAGAGUUUGUCACUGUCAAAAUAUUAUGAAUAUUGUUAGCCAUUCGAAAUGCAGUUGAUAUGAAGGCAUAGUUAAUAAGGGUGUGUCUACACAGAGCAUGUAGCUGGAGCCAGUAAACAUGCGUAAGUGACAAGAGAACGCGGGUGGGUAUUAUGCUUUGGUACAUGCGCGAGUCGCUGGACUCGCACGUUUUUAAAAUGCAUGUUGCCUGCUCAUGUGCCUCAAUAUUCGCAAGCUACUUGCACCGUGAAGAUGCACUCAGAUUUCAAUAGACAAUUUUAAUAAGAAUAAAGUCGAUAGUAGUUUGAUAGUGAAUGAUCUGCACUGCGUUUCUCCACACGUGUCUGUUGAUAGAUGCACUAAUUCUAAGGUACGUAUCAGGAACAGUAUUUAAGUGGAGGGACCAUGUGGUAGCUAGGACUCAAAAAUUUCAACCUAAUCCAACGAGGCCAUUUUAAUCCCAUCAAUAUAAUUCAGCUGUGAUGUAAAUCGUAAACAAAUCACGUAUGCCAUAGCUAUCUAGGAUAACUGUUAUGUAGUUGGGGCUCUCUUUUUAAAAUUGUUAAUGUUAACGGUCGUUCCCGAUAUUCCAUCGAUCUGUUAUUUUGCCCACUAGAGAUAGGAAUUUGACAUUACUUAUAUGAGACUUUUGUCAAAGUUCUAUCUCUAGUAAGCAAAACAACAGAUAGAUAAGAUAUUGGAAAUGGCCGUCACUUACAAGUGGCAAGGAACUGCGGCGAAAUUCAAAUAAGCGUUAAUUAUAUUGGUAUUACUUACCAAAACUAUGAAGGCGUUUCAUAAAAACAGUUAAAAAAUUGAGCGUCCGUUGUUAUCAAAAGUUUCGAGUACGUUUUGUAAUAAUCAGUAAUUUUCGGAAUCUAAAGUAAAGUUUAACUUACAUGCUUAGCGCCUUGCUGAAUGACUUGAGUGGUGUCUUAUAUUUCUGUACAGAGUUACACCUCUUUUUGUUAUAUUCCAUGAUUUUCAAGAGCAAAAUUUAAAUUGUGAGAUUAUUCAAAUAUCUGUAUUAAAAGCGAAGGCUUAUUACUUUCAUCUCGACCAAAAAUAUUAUUCUACUGAAACAUCAAAUUACUUAACAAUUGCAAUAUUGAUAACAGUUGAAAUUAUUACAAUCGUAAAAAAAAAUUGUCACAAGUAUUUAUAUUAAAAAAAAAGGAAUGGUGCAUUUAUGUAUUUUAAAUUCGACUUGUAGUUUGUUUUACAUUAACUACGAAUCCCAGUGAUAUUUAUUUAUAAACUUAAAACUCACACAAUACAGUGUAUUUGUAACUCGAAAAUGAAAGAAUGUAACCCUAGGAAGCGUUAUCAUGAUGAUAUUACGAGGCAAAUCUUUAACUUGUUUGGAUAUUUUCAUUAGUAUUUUAUGUCAUUUGUGGUGGUAAAUUUAAUCCACGUCUAUUUAUUGUAUCAAGAUUUCAGUAUUUAUCUUAUUAAGUGAUUAAUAUCUGGAAUGAUUAGGACAUACAUGGUAGAAAUGGCUAGGUUGGCGAAUCGGUUCCCUGUCGUGUAUUAUUUGGUGCUCGAAACGGUUAUGUGUAAGCAUAGUAUGUGGAUUGAAGCUAUCACCAAAUUUUAAGAGUUAAAUUAUUUAGUACAAUGUUAUAAUUCAUACAAAUUUCAAUGCAAUGUGUAAACCUAAUGUUAAGCUAUUUUGAUUUAUAUCGAACAAAUAUAUAAUAUCAGAAAACGUAAUUAUUGUAGUUUUAAGUUCAUCCAAGAUCUUAUAUGAUUAUAGGAAGUUAUUAAUUAAUAAUUUAUAUAAUUUUAAGUUUCAAAGUGAUAUGCGACUGGUCAGGCAUUAUGUUAUUGGUUUAUUAUGAAAUUAUUUUUGGAAUUAUCUAUGUAGAAGCUUUAAUGUUCUAGUGUAAGGUACAUAAAUUAUAAAAUGUUUAAUAUAUUUUGUUGUAAGUGUAAGAAAAUAUACAGUUGCGAUAAUAA
Molecule: messenger RNA, 3795 nt
Organism: Helicoverpa zea (corn earworm)
Lineage: Eukaryota; Metazoa; Arthropoda; Insecta; Lepidoptera; Noctuidae
Product: PX domain-containing protein kinase-like protein
Exons: 12
Coding region: 113-1759 (548 amino acids)
Biological process (GO): protein targeting to lysosome; early endosome to late endosome transport; protein phosphorylation
Cellular component (GO): early endosome; late endosome; extrinsic component of endosome membrane
Molecular function (GO): ATP binding; protein kinase activity; phosphatidylinositol binding
Source: RefSeq, a predicted model, not a curated record